Didymella exigua CBS 183.55 is the source of this 1057-nucleotide messenger RNA. RefSeq lists its product as uncharacterized. Lineage: Eukaryota; Fungi; Ascomycota; Dothideomycetes; Pleosporales; Didymellaceae. The transcript is spliced from 2 exons. The record is from RefSeq and is a predicted model, not a curated record. The coding region runs from base 391 to 966 and encodes 191 amino acids.
CGCCCCGACCGCAACCCUGGUCCUCGUCCCCGUCAAGGGCUACAGUGACGCCUACGCUGCUCCCAGCACGAACCUGCUCGCGGGCACCACGACGGGGCUCGUCAGCGGCGCCUUCGGGCUGCUGAGCACUACGGUGGGAUAUGCGGGGAGCGUGCUGGGCGCGCUGCUCGGCGGCGCGGGGUCGCCGCAGACAAACACCGGGCACACCCUUGACGCGCGCAGUGCGAGUAGUGCGAGUAGUGCGAGUAGUGCUCCGCAGCCCCCAGAGAGAGACGACGGCAGCAUCAGGGUGCGGACGCUCGCCGACCAGCGCGCGCGCGAGCCGCGCAGCCAGCAGUUUUACAACGGGAACCAGUCGAAUAUCGAGCCCCGGCCGGACGACCGGGGGUGAUGAGUGGUGCAAGGGGAGCAGGAUGCGUACCUUGCUGGAGCCUGAAACGCAGAAACAUCAAGCAAUCGAGACGAAGGCUGCGUUGGCCGGUACUCAGACUCCACCCAUCUUUUUUUUCGUGUAAUCCAGCGUCUGCAUCGUCUGAGCGCGUCUUGAUUCCUUCGUGCGUUGUGCGUGUAAACAUGUGUUCCGCCUGUCAUCGCACAUAUCAAUGCCUCUUUUCCCUCCUUGCCAAUGAUUGCUUGACAACUCCCACACUCUUCUUCGACAGCGCAUCACAAGCCCAGCGCUCCACUGCACUGCCACGAUGCUCACGUGUGCAACGUCUCCGGUCCAAGGCUUCAAUCCCGCGCUCUACACAAGGGGCUGAGUCAGAUGGACCAUGGAGUCUUCUGAGGCUUGCUUUGACGACGACUCGGCGAGCAGCGACUAGGCUAAGCAUGAGUGUGAUGGAUUUACUUGGCAACAGGGCAUCGCUAUACGGAUACUAUUCGCAAUCAAGUCCUCGUAUAGUCGACCUGUUGGUACACGAAUUCCUUUCCGUAGACACGCCACGCCUUCCCAACAUACACUAGCUCUUUCCGUAGACACGCCACGCCGCCCACCAUACACUCACCCCUUCCGUAGACACACCACGCCGCCCACCAUACACUCGUUCUUUCCGUA